Saccostrea echinata is the source of this 4838-nucleotide messenger RNA. RefSeq names its product rap1 GTPase-GDP dissociation stimulator 1-B-like. The transcript has 17 exons. Gene Ontology annotation, cellular component: cytosol. Gene Ontology annotation, molecular function: guanyl-nucleotide exchange factor activity; protein binding. The record is from RefSeq and is a predicted model, not a curated record. The coding region runs from base 79 to 2001 and encodes 640 amino acids. NCBI's taxonomy places the organism in Eukaryota, Metazoa, Mollusca, Bivalvia, Ostreida, Ostreidae. Gene Ontology annotation, biological process: positive regulation of GTPase activity.
AUGGCAGCGCACAGAGUCGUUUGACUUUCCACACGAUCUAUCAUCCUGACCUGGAGGGAAACAAGCAAUUAACCAAUAAUGUCGGAGGAAACAGAAGACAUCCUGAAUAUGGUGGAGAGUCUGAGGGUAACAUCGGACGAACCCGAAAAAUGUCUGGACCGAAUCCUCAAGUUCCUCCUGAUCGAACAAGAUGAAGAGGAUUUGGACCAAGCUUUGGAAGCCGCUGUGGAGAAGGGCAUGCUGGGAGAUCUUUACGACAUCAUGGCACACACCUCUAAUGGAACAUUAUGCAAGGUCAUCCAAAUUCUGGCAGAGCUUGGCAAAACAGAGUCGAUCAGAGAGCCAUGUGUCAUCCAGGGCUUUAUACCGAUUCUUCUGCAGCAUCUGAAAUCUGAUGACAUUACAAUGGCCACACAGGCUUGUCGUGCCCUCGGAAAUAUCUGCUUUGAAAACGAUAUUGGAAGAAAUGCAGUGGACGAAAAUGAUGGCAUUCUUUUACUUCUCAAACUACUGCGGGAACAUGUUAAGACAACAGAGGAGGGGGCGGAUAGACUGCGGACCAUUGCCUGUGGGUUCCUACUGAAUGUGACCAAUACACAUGAUGGCCUGAUGCAGAAGGCGGUUGAUGGAGGGGCCUUAGAUGUCCUUGACGAGUACAUCCGAUAUCAUCAGGAGGACCACGGCCUCUGUAACAUGGUGCUUCUGACAGUGGGAAGUUUUAUUGAUUCAGAGAUUUGUCGUCAGAAAUUCUCGGAGUCCUCCUUGCUGUCAACCAUAGUGGGACUGCUAGACACACAUGCUGGAGAGGUGUACCAGGAGACAGUCCUAGAUCUCCUCAUCAAUCUGUCAGAAUGGGAUGAAGUGAAGGAUCUCCUGGCAGAGACGAGCUUGAGUAACAACCUUAUUCAGAUUAUACAAGUCAAUCAGGGCAAACUGGACCCCGAGAGUCAACAGCUCAUCAAGAUGGCCUCCGACCUACUGAUUCUUCUGUUAACAGGAGACAAAGGAGCGGAAGCCAUGUUUGCCAAUGGAGAGGGUCCAGUGUUUGUGGAGUCUGUCAAGUGGCUAGAGGAUGAAGAUAGCCGGUUACAAAUGGCUGCUGUCCUGGCCAUAGGCAAUUUUGCCAGGAAUGAUAACCAUUGUCAAAGACUGGUUGAGGAAGGGAUUGUAGAACAACUGUUAGAAUUAUUGAAAACUCACAGAGACCAUGAGGCAGACAUGACAUUACAUCAUGCCAUCCUUAGUGCUCUCAGAAACCUAGCUAUUCCAGCCAAAAAUAAGCCUGCCUUGUUAAUGGCGGGUGUCCUUGAGACGGUCUUACUUCUGAUGUCAUCGGAGACAAUGGCUGUUGUGUUCAAACUCCUGGGUGUUCUCAGAAUGUUAGUGGAUGGUCAAGAGACAGCAGCUCUACAGCUAGGAACAGACCGGGCAUUUAUGGACCGUCUUGUGGGCUGGUGUGAGGUGGAUGAACAUGCUGGGGUUCAGGGCGAAGGUACAAGAUUGCUAGCCUCCCUGGUUAAGAAUGGUCGAUCAGUGGAGCUGAUGAGAAAUGUGAUCAAAUGUCAAGGUAUCCCUCCACUGGUUGCCAUGGUAUCUUCUGAACACCUGGUCAUGCAGAAUGAGGCUCUCGUGGCCUUGACCUUAAUUUGUUCCACAGUAUUAGAUGAAGCCGCACUUCCACUUAAACAGUCGGAAUUGACGGAAACCAUAUCAUCUCUUCUUGGCAAUAAAUCAACACUGCCAGAAAUAUUAUGCAACACACUUACGCUAACCAAAACUCUUUGCAAUGCAGUGUCUCAAUCUUCUCCAAACACCCUUUCCUGCAAACUAUUGGCCUGUGCUGGACGAGCCACAGACAUGCCACAGUCCUUGAGAGAUGAGAUUAUGACCUCCGGUAUUCCUGAUAUAGCCCGACAGCUCUCCUCCCACGAGGAGGAAAAAGUCCGAGAGGCUGCCAACACCUUUCUUGCCAUUUUCGACGACACCACACUGGAGAGAUGAAAAGUUUCAUGGUGGAUAAAAUGUACACUUCAGAAAGAGAAUGUCCCUCUGUUUUAGUGAGGAAGAAUGUGAUGAAACAAUGUACAUUGCCAAAAACUCUGAGAGACUCAGUUGGCCAGAGCACUGAGAAAAAGUAGCAAAACACCUUAUAUAUCUAUUGUCUUGUCAGACACUAGAAUAUUUCACAGCUCAAUAUGGUGUGUAUUGUAACCAGUGAUUCCCUGUUUGUUUGUUUGUUUGUUUGUUUGUUUCUGUGGAGUUUUCAGUAAUGUUGUGUGUAUAUAUGUUUAUAUUUUUUAGUACUAGCAUUAAUUUGAAAAUUUAAAACCACUUCUUCAGGAGAUUAGAAAAAAAAAGCAAUAACAAAUAUGUACUUUACAAAAAGAUAAAUGUUUGCUAUUCCACAGAAAAGUAGUUUAUGUUGUGAUUUUUUGAAAUUGUUUUCUCUUUACUUGAUAUGUCUUGUUUUUGUAGUUUGACCAAAAAUCUAGCAAGGAAGUGAGGUUUUAUUUUCAGUAUGAUAUUAAGUCAGUGUAUCAUGUGGUAAAUUUUUUAUUUACUGGAUGGAGGUAAAUGCAGAAUUGUACAACAUGAAAGGUCAGGAUGGAUCUGCACUAUUUCAAAAAUAAGUUGUAUGUUACAAAUUUUAAAUUCAUUGCAAUACCUCAACUAAGAAUGAAAGAUUAGGUGUGUACUUAUUUUAGAGUAUUUCAAAUCUUCCUCAUCUGUAAGUUAUAAUUUAAUCAAAUUUAAUCAAAUUAGCACUCAACGUGUUUACAGUUGUCAUAUAUAAAUAUACAAACAUAUAUAAACAAGUAUAGCAAACCCCACCAAUAUUUUUUUUUCAUUUUGAUGUAUAUGUUGUGAAUAAUUUGUUUGAUAAAUAUUAGCUUAUAUUUUGUAUAUUUCUUCUAGAAAAAGGUGUAUUCUAGAGGGUUUUAUUAAGUCAUGUAAUGUAGAUAGUAGGGAUAUUAAUCAGUGACUUUUUAGGACUUUGGUUUUUUUUUUUAAUAUGUACAUGUAAUUAAUAUGAAUUAUCACUGGAUUUUGCUUGAUAUUUAGUCCAUAUAACUACAUGCGUGUAGCUUAGUAAAAAUUUAAAAAGAUAUAUGGCCUAUUUCAAUUGAGCUUUUCUAUGCCCCUCAUGUUAUUCUAUUUUAAAAAUUCAGUAAAAUUAGAAAAUGACCAUAUGCUCUAAAUAUUAGAUGAGAAUCGUCUUCUUUAAUAGGAAUUAUCAGAUUUUUGAAAAUACGUGUACAAGUGAAUUCAGUGAUUUUGAAUGAUGUGUGUAGUCAGCCAGAUUGCAGCAGAUGUUGCUGUGCAUGGUUUCAGUUGCACAAAAAAGAUGUUGCAUUUUUCCUAUUAUGAAUUAAAAUACAGUCGAAGGAUAUAAAUAGGAGGGAUUUGCAUGGAACAUCUCAAAUGAUAUAGCUUUCAUAAAAUUCAGAGUGGAUACUAUUUUUUUACUUUUGUGCUUUAUAUGCAUAGUGUUUGGGAAGAAAACAAUUGUGAUUUUUUUAUUUCCAGUAUAAGCAUAGAAAAUUAUUUUCUUCCAAGUAGUUUUUACAGUUUUGUAAUCACUGAGAUUAUUAUCUUUUAAGUGCUCAAGUUUAUUUAGCUCACCUGAGCAUAAGGCUUGGGUCAGUGCUUCUGAUAAAAGAGUGUCUGUUGUCCAUUCGUCUGCCAUUUGUUCACAUAAUCAAACUUCUUUUCUAGAACUACCUUGAAUUCUUGUCAAAAAAGCAUCCAUUUAGAUAAAAGGAGUCAACUAUGUUCUAGUAAAGAUGCAUAUUUUUUUUAGGGGAAGGAAUUAAGAAAUAGGAUUGGGUCAUUUAAAAAAAAAAAAUUCUUAAAAAUCACUGGGCUAAAACAAGACAAAAAUUAUGUGAGAUUUCUUUCUGGAGUGAUUGUUGUAACUUUUACAAGAGAAUAUUGAAAUUUUUUUUUUAAAGAAUCUUCUUUUCAAAUCAGAUUAAUAUGCAGGCAUUUCCCAUAUAGUGUAGUUUCGAGUUUGUAUACUUCAUGGCUCCUGGGGUCAUGUUUGACCAUAACAAGGGGCUAACAAGGGACUUUUCCAUAGAUAACAAAGCUGAAGUUUGUAAAUUUAACAUCAAAAUUCAAUAUACUGUGGACAUCAUGGACUUUUCUUUUAUGGCUACAGUAGGAGUAUCAUUUAUCUACGUAAUUUCAGGAAGGGGAAAGUUUUUUUUUCAGGUGAGCUUUGUGACUCAUGGGCCUCUUUUUUUUGUUUACAUGUCUGUAUUAUUUUUAAUUUUUUUUCCUAGGGAAAUCAAAAUGAGUAGAUGCAUUCCAGACGUAUUCAAUAUUUACAAAAUUUUAUUGCUUUCUGUUACGUAUACAUGUAUAUGCUUUUGUUUGAUGGAAGGACAAAGGGUAAAAAAGAAACAUUUAGCCUUUAAUAGUGUAAAUUUGUGACUAUUCUUUACAUUGUUAAGAUUUUUUUAAACCCAACUGAUUGCAAUAACAAAUCUGUGUACAAUCAUAUUUUUUUAUUAUUAGAGUAGUUCUAACCUUUAUAUUAAAUCUGUAUUUUGAGUUUUAUUUUGUGCAAUUUAAAAUGUUUAAUCUGUCCUUCUUGUUCCACAUAUUAUCAGUUUGAAUUUUACCAACGUAUUGCAUCCAAUGAUGGCAAAUGAUUUUUUUUAGCUCUACUGUGUUAUACAUGUAUAUGAAAAUGUUACCGACAAAAAUUUCCAUGGAAUGUAUUGUAAAACUCCCCAGCAAUCAAUUCAAUUAUCUCUUUAAAUGUAUUUGCUGUAUACUGGUAAGAAUUUUGAAAAAUGAUAGAAAAUAAAACCCGUUCUCAUAGUUUUUAA